UGGACGCGUAUCUCCCUCGGAUGUCGUAAACAAUUCUUGAUUAAAGUGAGUGGCGACAUCAGAGGAGCGUCCUGGAAUCAUGAAACAAAGCGUGAAAUUUAGGCCGUCUUCUGCGGCGCUCAUCUCAUCCGUUAACCGAAAUAACGCAAUUAUAGAUAGUAUCAUAGUAGAUAGAGAUGCAGAGAGAGAGAAAGCAUUGCCGUUCCAACGGACACCGGCACGGCAACAUCUGGUUGGCGGCAAACGAGGGACGAAGAAACAUCGCUCAAAAAUCUCCAGUCCUUCGUAGAGAAGGGCAACGAGAAGGAGAAGAAUCGAGAAGAAGAGAAUGCAGCACAAUAUAAUCACUACGAUUCGUGCUUUGAAACUUGCAGAUGUUUGCAAGGGCGCCCAAGUUUAUGCCCUAAAUCCGCCUAUGACUACAGCUAGUGGAUGUGGAGGUGGAGGUGGAGGUGGCGGUGGCGGUGGGGGAGAUAAGCUUCAAAAUCAUGACCGUUUCAGAGCCAACCCAAUUCGGUCUAAAUCGGUUAAAACCAACACAGUAAAUGAAAUUCUCAUGCCUUACGGCCUCCCUGUCUCUGAUUCUCUUGAACCCGCCAUCGAUCCUUACCUAAAACCCGUUGAUUUCGUCGAAACCCUAGCUGAUAUCUACCGGCGCCUCGAGGCCUCUUCUCCGCCAGAAAAAUCGGCUCUCUAUCUCGAGCAGUCCUCGCUUUUUCGAGGUCUCGCCGAUCCGAAGCUUCUCCGCCGGAGCCUCCGCUCUGCCCGUCAACAUGCCGCUGACGUCCAUUCCAAGGUUGUGCUAUCUGCAUGGCUACGGUUUGAGAGGAGGGAGGAUGAGCUUGAAGGAUCCUCGUCGCUGGACUGUGGCGGACGCAAUCUUGAAUGUCCCAAGGCCGCUCUAGUACCUGGGUACGAUCCGUACUCGAUCUACCACCCUUGUCCGUGUCUCCGCUCCCGUCCGGAGGCGGCUGGUUUGGGGAUUUCAACUGGAGAAGAGGAGUGUUCCACCUCUAAUGAGGAUGGGGAUAUUUCAUUCUUCAUUGACGACGAGGAGGUCAGAUGUGUUCGGUAUAACAUUGCCACUCUCUCGAGGUCCUUGAAUGCUAUGCUAUAUGGUGGCUUUACAGAGUCACGGAGGGAGAGAAUAAAUUUUUCCCAUAAUGGGGUAUCGGUGAGAGGGAUGAAAGCGGUUGAGGUUUUUAGCAGGACAAGGAAACUAGACUCUUUUCCUCCGGAUGUCAUAUUGGAGCUCCUGUCUUUCGCAGACAAGUUCUGUUGUGAGGAGAUGAAGUCUUUAUGUGAUGCUCAUCUAGCAUCUCUGGUUUGUAAUCUCGAUGAUGCAUUGCUAUUUAUUGAAUAUGGGUUGGAGGAGAGUGCUCAUCUUCUGGUGGCAGCUUGUCUUCAAGUUUUCCUGAGAGAGCUGCCGAGAUCUUUAAUCAACCCGAAUGUGCUGAGAUUUUUAUGUAGUCCUGAGUGUAAAGAGAGAUUGACCAUGGUAGGCCACAAUUCCUUCGUGCUAUAUUACUUCUUGAGCCAGGUGGCAAUGGAGGAAGAUAUGAAAUCAAACACCACGGUUAUGCUGUUGGAGAGGUUGGGAGAUUGUGCGACGGAGGGGUGGCAGAAACAGCUUGCCUUCCACCAGUUGGGUUGUGUGAUGCUUGAGAGAAAAGAGUACAAAGAUGCUCAGAAUUGCUUCGAGGCAGCAGCCAUGGCGGGACAUGUAUAUUCGCUCGCUGGCGCUGCAAGGACCAAGUAUAAACGUGGACACAAGUACUCGGCGUACAAGCAGAUGAACUCCCUUAUCUCUGAGCAUACACCAGUUGGGUGGAUGUACCAAGAGCGAUCCCUGUAUUGUAUUGGGAAAGAGAAGACGAUGGAUUUAAACACAGCGACCGAGUUGGAUCCCACUCUUUCGUAUCCGUACAAGUACAGGGCUGUUGUAAUGUCAGAGGAGAAGAAGAUUGGAGCAGCCAUCUCAGAGCUCAAUAAGAUUAUCGGGUUCAAGGUCUCUGCGGACUGCCUUGAACUGCGUGCUUGGUUCUCCAUUGCCGUCGAGGAUUAUGCAGGAGCUCUGAGAGAUGUCAGGGCACUGUUGACUUUGGAUCCAAAUUAUAUGAUUUACCAUGGCAAGAUGAAUGGAGGUCGCUUGAUUGAGCUCCUCCGCCAGCGUGUUCACCAGUGGAGUCAGGCUGAUUGCUGGAUGCAACUUUACGAUCGAUGGUCAUCUGUUGACGAUAUUGGCUCUCUGGCUGUUGUGCAUCAAAUGCUGGAAAAUGACCCGGGGAAGAGCCUCCUACGAUUUCGACAAUCUCUUCUCCUUCUUCGGUUAAAUUGUCAAAAGGCUGCAAUGCGCAGUUUGCGAUUGGCUCGAAAUCAUUCCAACUCAGAACAUGAGAAGCUUGUCUAUGAAGGAUGGAUUUUAUAUGACACUGGCCAUCGUGAGGAAGCAUUAGCAAAAGCUGAGGAAUCCAUUUCUGUUCAGAGGUCAUUUGAAGCUUUUUUCCUUAAAGCAUAUGUUUUAGCAGAUACAAGCCUUGAUCCUGAAUCUUCAUCUUAUGUUAUCCAUCUUUUGGAAGAAGCCCUUAAAUGCCCUUCCGAUGGCCUUCGGAAAGGACAAGCAUUAAAUAAUCUAGGCAGUGUGUAUGUGGACUGUGAUAAACUGGAUCUUGCUGCUGACUGCUAUGUCAGUGCUAUUAAUAUCAGGCACACACGAGCACAUCAGGGUCUGGCACGUGUUUAUCAUCUCAAGAAUCAAAGGAAACCUGCUUAUGAUGAGAUGACAAAGCUGAUAGAGAAGGCUCGAAAUAAUGCGUCAGCUUAUGAGAAACGCUCAGAGUAUUGUGAUCGUGACAUGGCAAGGAAUGAUCUUAGUAUGGCAACAGAAUUAGAUCCACUGAGAACGUAUCCAUAUAGAUACAGGGCUGCAGUUCUGAUGGAUGACCACAAAGAAAUUGAAGCAAUAUUAGAGCUUACAAAGGCCAUACUUUUCAAACCGGACCUGCAGUUGCUCCAUCUUCGGGCAGCAUUCCAUGAUUCAAUGGGUGACAUCACUUCCACUCUCCGGGAUUGCGAAGCAGCUCUUUGCCUUGACCCCAACCACAUCGACACUCUUGAAUUGUAUAAAAAGGCACGAGUUGCUGGUAAACAGCAGAAGAAAUGAGAGACCCAUAUUUAUGCUGCUCAACAAAAUCUCUAUGGGCAUCCAAUUACUGCCAAUUUUUCGCCUACCAUCAAAUCCAAAACUCAUCUUCUUACACAUUUUUUUCCGGUUUUUUUCCGGACUUGGUUUCUGAAAGCAGUUGAGUGCUGAUAUUGGUCACAGCCAUGAGAAGAGGAUAAAGAGUGAGGAGCUAAUGAGGAGGGGCAUGGUAGUAUGUAUAUACUUACACCUUCGUUAUGAAAUUGAUAUGAUCUUACUGCAGAAUAUUGCUGCUGCCCACCAGACUACUGUGGUAUAGACGGUGCUGUAAACAGGAAAAAAAAAAGAUUGAUUGUUUACAUGAUGAAAAUGAACAACUCGUGUUGUUGAUGCCCAGUUGAAUUGUUAGCCUACUGUGACACAAACCAAGACCACCAAAAGGUAGUUUGCAAUAACCAUCAAAGACAACAAUUGCAUUUC
Molecule: messenger RNA, 3622 nt
Organism: Nelumbo nucifera (sacred lotus)
Lineage: Eukaryota; Viridiplantae; Streptophyta; Magnoliopsida; Proteales; Nelumbonaceae
Gene: ETO1
Product: tetratricopeptide repeat (TPR)-containing protein
Biological process (GO): negative regulation of ethylene-activated signaling pathway
Molecular function (GO): protein binding
Source: RefSeq, a predicted model, not a curated record